AUGUGGAUGGGUGAAACCAGUGAACCUUGUCUUGAAAUGGAAAUUCGACGGACACGAACUGUUUGGGCGAUGGCCUUUUUGAUAGCUGGUAUGAUGCUACAGUAUACUCAGAUAACGACAACAGCAGCUGCCACCACAGCUGAAGCAACGACAACAGCAGCUGCCACGACGGCUGAAGUAACCACCACUGCUGCUGCCACCACAGCGGAAGUUACGACAACAGCAGCUGCCACAACGGCUGAAGCAACGACAACAGCAGCUGCCACCACGGCUGAAGCAACGACAACAGCAGCUGCCACCACAGCUGAAGUAACGACCACAGCAGCUGCCACCACAGCUGAAGCAACGACAACGGCAGCUGCCACGACGGCUGAAGUAACCACCACUGCUGCUGCCACCACAGCGGAAGUUACGACAACAGCAGCUGCCACCACGGCUGAAGCAACGACAACAGCAGCUGCCACCACGGCUGAAGCAACGACAACAGCAGCUGCUACCACAGCUGAAGUAACGACCACAGCUGCUGCCACCACAACUGAAGUGACGACAACAGCUGCUGCCACCACAACUGAAGUGACGACCACAGCGGCUGCAACCACGGCUGAAGUAACGACAACAGCAGCUGCCACCACAGCUGAAGUAACGACCACAGCAGCUGCCACCACGGCUGAAGCAACGACAACAGCAGCUGCUACCACUGCUGAAGUGACGACCACAGCAGCUGCCACCACAGCUGAAGUAACGACCACCGCAGCUGCCACCACGGCUGAAGUAACGACAACAGCAGCUGCUACCACUGCUGAAGUGACGACCACAGCAGCUGCUACCACUGCUGAAGUGACGACCACAACAGCCGCCACCACAGCUGAAGUAACGACCACAGCAGCUGCCACCACAGCUGAAGCAACGACAACAGCAGCUGCCACCACGGCUGAAGCAACGACAACAGCAGCUGCCACCACGGCUGAAGUAACGACAACAGCAGCUGCCACCACAGCUGAAGCAACGACAACAGCAGCUGCUACCACUGCUGAAGUGACGACCACAGCAGCUGCUACCACUGCUGAAGUGACGACCACAGCAGCUGCCACAACAGCUGAAGUAACGACCACAGCAGCUGCCACCACAGCUGAAGCAACGACAACAGCAGCUGCCACCACGGCUGAAGUAACCACCACUGCUGCUGCCACCACAGCGGAAGUUACGACAACAGCAGCUGCCACCACGGCUGAAGCAACGACAACAGCAGCUGCCACCACGGCUGAAGCAACGACAACAGCAGCUGCUACCACGGCUGAAGUAACGACCACAGCAGCUGCCACCACAGCUGAAGUAACGACCACAGCAGCUGUCACCACGGCUGAAGUAACGACAACAGCAGCUGCUACGACGGCUGAAGUAACGACCACAGCAGCUGCCACCACAGCUGAAGCAACGACAACAGCAGCUGCCACCACGGCUGAGGUAACCACCACUGCUGCUGCCACCACAAUGGAAGUAACGACAACAGCAGCUGCUACCACAGCUGAAGUAACGACCACAGCAGCUGCCACCACAGUUGAAGCAACGACAACAGCUGCUGCCACCACAGCUGAAGCAACGACAACAGCAGCUGCCACCACGGCUGAAGCAACGACAACAGCAGCUGCUACCACAGCUGAAGUGACGACCACAGUAGCUGCCACCACAGUUGAAGCAAUGACAACAGCUGCUGCCACCACAGCUGAAGUGACGACCACAGCAGCUGCUUCCACGGCUGAAGUAACGACCACAGCAGCUGCCACCACAGCUGAAGUAACGACCACCGCAGCUGCCACGACGGCUGAAGUAACGACAACAGCAGCUGCUACCACUGCUGAAGAGACGACAACAGCGGCUGCCACCACAGCUGAAGUGACGACCACAGCAGCUGCUACCACAGCUGAAGUAACGACCACCGCAGCUGCCACCACAGCUGAAGUAACGACAACAGCAGCUGCCACCACAGCUGAAAUAACGACCACAGCAGCUGCUACGACGGCUGAAGCAACGACAACAGCAGCUGCCACCACGGCUGAAGCAACGACAACAGCAGCUGCUACUACGGCUGAAGUGACGACCACAGCAGCUGCCACCACAGCUGAAGCGACAACAGCAGCUGCCACCACAGCUGAAGCAACAACGACAUCUGCUACGACGGCUGAAGCAACGACAACAGCAGCUGCCACCACAGCUGAAGCAACGACAACAGCAGCGGCCACCACGGCUGAAGCAACAACAACGGCAUCAGCUACCACUGCUGAAGCAACGACAACAGCAGCUACCACUACAGCUGAAGCAACGACAACAGCAGCUGCCACUACGGCUGAUGUAACGACCACAGCAGCUGCCACCACAGCUGAAACAACGACAACAGCAGCUGCCACAACGGCUGAAAUAACGACCACUGCUGCUGUAAGUACGGCUGAAGCAACGACAACAGCAGCUGCUACCACUGCUGAAGCAACGACAACAGCCUCCGCCACCACGGUUGAAGUGACGACAACAGCAGCUGCCACCACAACUGAAGCAACGACAACAGCUAUUACCACUGCUGAAGCAACGACAGCAUCUGCCACCACAGCUGAAGCAACGACAACAGCAGCUGCCACCACGGCUGAAGCAACGACAACAGCAGCUGCCACUACAGCUGAAGCAACGGCAACAGCAGCUACCACUACAGCUGAAGCAACGACAACAGCAGCUGCUACCACGGCUGAAGUGACAACAGCAGCAGCUGCCACCACAACUGAAGCAACGACAACAGCAGCUGCCACCACGGCUGAAGCAACGACAACAGCAGCUGCCACCACGACUGAAGCAACGACAACAGCAGCUGCCACCACGGCUGAAGCAACGACAACAGCAGCUGCCACCACGACUGAAGCAACGACAACAGCAGCUGCCACCACAGCUGAAGCAACGACAACAGCAGCUGCUACCACGGCUGAAGUGACAACAGCAGCAGCUGCCACCACAACUGAAGCAACGACAACAGCAGCUGCCACCACGGCUGAAGCAACGACAACAGCAGCUGCCACCACGGCUGAAGCAACGACAACAGCAGCUGCCACCACGGCUGAAGCAACGACAACAGCAGCUGCCACCACGGCUGAAGCAACGACAACAGCAGCUGCCACCACGGCUGAAGCAACGACAACAGCAGCUGCCACCACGGCUGAAGCAACGACAACAGCAGCUGCCACCACGGCUGAAACAACGACAAUAGCAGCUGCCACCACGGCUGAAGCAACGACAACAGCCGCCACCACGGCUGAAGCAACAACAGCAGCUGCCACCACGGCUGAAGCAACGACAACAGCAGCUGCCACCACGGCUGAAGCAACGACAACAGCAGCUGCCACCACGGCUGAAGCAACGACAACAGCAGCUGCCACCACGGCUGAAGCAACGACCACAGCAGCUGCCACCACGGCUGAAGCAACGACAACAGCAGCUGCCACCACGGCUGAAGCAACAACACCACCAGCCACAACACCGCUGGUCACAACACCUUCAGCCACGACCACUACUGUGGCCGCGACUACUACAGCAGCAACCACUACUACAGUCCCUCCGGUAAAUCCCAACACUCAGCGAGCGACACUUAUAAUUGUGACGUUUCCUGUCACUACAACCGUUAACCUGAGUGACACGUCCUCAACUGAAUACAAUGCACUGAAGUCGGAACUCCUAUCUGUGCUGACAUUGCAAUACGCGAAUAUUCAAGGCUUUAUACGCGUGGUAAUCAUACAAAUUACGUCUGGAAGUUUGAUUGUGAGGCACGAGGUUGUCACAGAAAACACAGAGGCGGCGGCUACCGGCGUAACUAAUGCUGUAUCAGAUAUCGGAAGUCAAAAAAACACCUUCCAGCUGAGUGGUCAAACUGUUGCAGCGUCCACCGUCACCCUUUCGCAGCCUGGGUCAUCAGACAUUACUAUCACAGCGGGGACUGACAAAUGUACGGUUUUCUCCCGAACGUUCACCUGUUCCAGCGGUUACUUGUGUCAGACAGUCAACGGAAACGCACAGUGUGUAUUAUCAGAGACAUCUGAUGGAUUUGACCUAGUUGUAGGGCUUGGAGUAGGAAUACCUGUCGCAUUCCUUGCGAUUCUUAUCGGUGUUAUCGUGUGUAUAUACGCCAAACGUUCUGGUCGCAGAGGUAGCAAAGACCUGGAGAGCUUAGACAGAACUCUCGAUGCUGGUAUGCACUAUCCUUCUGGUAUCGCUCCUAAGUUCAACACCUGGGGGCGACCUGCCUACUAUCAUCCCGGAGGCUGGCAGGACCCAGACUCCGACUCAGAAUCUUCCGACAACAAAAAACGAACCAGACGAGAAGCUGAUUUGUACCAGGGCAGAGAUUUUUAUGCGUACGAUAAUCCAGACACUUCAAAUUUCUCCUGGGAUUUUAUGUACCAAUAUGUAGACCCUAAACAAAAGUAUAAAAUACAGAGACCUAAUACGGAGUUAUCGCCUAAUCCUAUGUAUGUGCCAAUCAAACCGGCUCUAGUUUCACUUCAGCCACCCAAAUCGGCCAUAGUUUCACUACUGCCAAUCAAAACCUCAAUGUGUGAUAACAAAUAG
Molecule: messenger RNA, 4602 nt
Organism: Ylistrum balloti
Lineage: Eukaryota; Metazoa; Mollusca; Bivalvia; Pectinida; Pectinidae
Product: mucin-2-like
Exons: 17
Coding region: 1-4602 (1533 amino acids)
Source: RefSeq, a predicted model, not a curated record